Brassica oleracea var. oleracea is the source of this 1023-nucleotide messenger RNA. Its product is annotated as ervatamin-B-like. The transcript is spliced from 2 exons. Gene Ontology annotation, molecular function: cysteine-type endopeptidase activity. Lineage: Eukaryota; Viridiplantae; Streptophyta; Magnoliopsida; Brassicales; Brassicaceae. The coding region runs from base 1 to 1023 and encodes 340 amino acids. Gene Ontology annotation, cellular component: lysosome. The record is from RefSeq and is a predicted model, not a curated record.
AUGGUCUUGCGAGUGUCGUAUGUUUUGGUGGUUCUAACCAUUCUUUCCAUGGAUCAUAGGAUCUCUCAAGCCACAUCCCGUGUUGCCUUUCAGAAGCUAUCCAUUGCUGAUUACUUCGAACAAUGGAUGAUCCAGUUCUCUCGAGUUUACGUCAAUUCACUCGAGAAACAGAUGAGGCUGGAAGUGUUCGAGAAAAACUUGGAAUACAUUGAGAACUUCAAUACUAAGGAGAAUAAAAGCUACAAACUUGGUGUCGACGAGUUCACGGAUCAAACUGACGAGGAGUUCCUAGCCACCCACACCGGUCUCAGUGGCAUUAGUGCAAUUUCAUCAUCCGAAGUGGUUGAUGAAUCGAUGUCAUCUUGGAAAUGGAACGUCAGUAAUAUCAUUGGAUUCUAUGCCAAGAGCAAAGACUGGAGAUUGGAAGGAGCUGUAACACCUGUCAAAAACCAAAGAAGUUGUUUUGGUUGUUGGGCGUUCUCGGCGAUUGUAGCGGUGGAAGGUCUGACAAAGAUUUCCCAAGGAAAGCUCGUAUCACUGUCCGAACAGCAACUUCUAGAUUGUGACAAAGCUAACCACGGUUGCAAGGGAGGAUUAAUGGACAAAGCUUUCAACUACAUAGCACAAAAAGGAAUUACUGGAGAUGACGAUUACCCUUUCCUAGAGGAAGAUGGGAUUUGCCAGUUCGAGGAUGAACCCGUCAUUAAGAUCAGAGGUUACCAAUGCGUUCCACGCAACAACGAGCUUGCUUUGCGCGAGGCAGUAUCGAGACAGCCCGUCUCCGUUGGAGUGGCUUGGCAUUUGGACAGUAUCAUCCAUUACUCAAGCGGAGUGUACGAUGAGCCUUACUGUGGUAUCAACAUGAACCAUGCGGUGACUAUUGUAGGGUACGGGACGAGCCCUGAAGGGAAAGAUUAUUGGCUGGCUAAGAACUCUUGGGGUGCGAGUUGGGGAGAGAAUGGUUACGUUAGACUCCGUAGAGAUGUGGAGUGGCGUGAAGGCAUGUGUGGUCUGGCUCACUAG